Molecule: messenger RNA, 468 nt
Organism: Lodderomyces orthopsilosis Co 90-125
Lineage: Eukaryota; Fungi; Ascomycota; Pichiomycetes; Serinales; Debaryomycetaceae
Exons: 1
Coding region: 1-468 (155 amino acids)
Source: RefSeq, a predicted model, not a curated record
AUGAAUAAAGAAAAUGAUAAUUAUAACAAAGAACGUGGCGAUAUCGCUCUUGAUGAAUUGAAAAACGAAUCGUCUCAACAUGCAGAUGAAACCGAUGUUUCAAAACAAUUACAGUUACCACUUUGCAAUUCCCAUGAAGCGCCAUCAGACGGCGAAUUAACAUAUGCAUUAAGCGGGAUAAUUGGUAUUAUAUCUCAAUUUGCUUUGGUUUAUCUGUAUAGCUCUUUAUUAGCACGCCUUAAUAGAAGAUUGCUUGCCGACGAACAAAGAGGUACUCUCUUGUUCAUUGUGGGAAAAAUCUCAAUAUUUGCACUUUUACUUUUGAAUAUAGUAACUCCGCUGUGGAUGCCAACAUCAAAAAGUAAGAGGACCAGUUCUAAAGUUGUCCUAGCCAGAGCUGUGUGUGAUUGUAUAAAAUUAACUGUGAUAGCCGUAUAUGUUUGGAUUUCACUGUUCGACAAGUGGUAG